Molecule: messenger RNA, 420 nt
Organism: Lactuca saligna
Lineage: Eukaryota; Viridiplantae; Streptophyta; Magnoliopsida; Asterales; Asteraceae
Source: the annotation of a GenBank genome assembly
AUGCAGAUCAAACCGAAAGGGAACCAAUCCUCGUCAAACUCAAUAAUUCCAACACUCAUGACAUCGCCAUACGCCGAUAUCAUUAUCUCCCUACAAGAAUACGAAGUUACUGCGCCGACACCUAUCCCCACGACACCCGUCGUCGCUACAAGACUAACUAUGUUGACGACAUGUGGCCGCCAUAAUUUUGCCAAUUUUGACCAAAUUUCUUUGACUAGGAUAUCUGUGCCGACGAUAUUUCGUUACUACAAGUCUGGCGGGAACGAUCAAAUUAUUCGUGCACCAGCUGUUCACCGACUUUUCCUUCACCUCCAUUCAUCUUCCACCACCUCUAGCCUUCCCCACCAACGACUCCACCCUCCUUCCAGCUUCUCUUCUUCACCGCCACGACAUCAACCACCAUCGGAGGAUCACCAUUAA